Messenger RNA from Copidosoma floridanum, 1143 nucleotides. RefSeq lists its product as uncharacterized. Gene Ontology annotation, biological process: chromatin remodeling; regulation of DNA-templated transcription. The record is from RefSeq and is a predicted model, not a curated record. Gene Ontology annotation, cellular component: chromatin; nucleus. NCBI's taxonomy places the organism in Eukaryota, Metazoa, Arthropoda, Insecta, Hymenoptera, Encyrtidae.
AUGCACCACCAGAAACAAAGUAUGUUGCCUCCACGUGCAGCACCUCAUCAAGAGCCCAACGAAGUGUCGAUGGCCAUUCAAUCAACGAUACCCAAUCUACCACGUAUCGAAGUCGCUCGAGUGUCACGUCGAGCAUCGACAAAGUACCAUCAGUCAUUAUCGUUAUCGCCAUCCUCCGGAGUCAAGAAGAAAAGUGCUUGCAGAAAAAAGACGCAACUCGACCUUGAGAGGGAUCGGCUCCAGAGAUGGCGACGCAAUUUCUGCCUCAAACACCCCCACUUCCCCUCAGUCGAGCUGCACGGCAAGUACGUGCUCUCCUCAGCCAUGACAAUGUGCAGCGAGAUCCUCGAGGAGCUCCUGUCAAAGGAGAACGUGAGGUACGCCUGGCCCUUCUAUGGGCCCCUAAGGAUGCUCAAUCGGAAACUCCCCUCCAACCACCCAUCUGUGACCAACCCCGUGAAUCUCCUGAGUAUAAAAUCGAAUUUCGAGCGUGGCUCCUACGAGUCUUCCGCGGAUUAUAUCCGCGACAUGAGACGCAUGUUCACCAACUGCUACAGGUGCCACGCGGACGCGACGGAGAUCGUUAAGAGAGCCCAGUGCCUCCAGAGCAUCUUCGAACUCAAAAUCGCUGGCCUCCCCGAUGACUCGGUAGAGGUAGACUUGACGAGCAAGUCCAACAAGUACUGGGUCAAGGUGUUGAACGCGGUGUCCCGACGUUACAAAGAGUUUAAUGACAAGGUGCGCGAGUUCGAGGAUCAGUACUGCAACGAUCGAGACACCAGUACGAGCAGUAGUGACAGCAGUGAUAGCAGCGACAGUAGCGAAAGCAGUAGCAGUGACACAGAAACUAACGACCCAGAGCAGUGGAGAAUGGAGGGCGCGACAUACACCCGGACCUCUGUGGCAGGCACGGGAUCACUCGAGAAGUUGCCGUCGACCCAGUUGGCCCCAUCCUACAUCGGUUUUGAUUACUUGCCGAUCUUACCGCCACCACGACCGAUCUCUCCGCUUUUCGACUAUGUUGAUUCCUUUGGCUAUCCGUACCCCAUGGAGCUAGCCAGUUACACUCAUCCUUCAUCGCAGCAUCCGGCAUCUGGUACGCAGCCGUCCAACAACUACUAUAACUGGCCUUCGGGCAACUGA